CCCCCCACCCCCGGGAGGGGGGCGCUGCAGCUAGUCUGUGGUGGAAACCUGGGUUGUGCUUCUUGGGGUCAAAGGGGGAACAGGACCCAGACUAGGGGCAAGAGGCUCCAGCGCUGUGUCGCAGUGUGCCCGCGCCCCUCAUCAUUUCCGGCACGCAGGCUGCUAGAGCUGAGGUUGUUGUUGACUUGCCCCGUCACCUCCCCAGCCCCUGGCCCAACAUGAUACUGACCAAAGCCCAGUAUGAAGAGAUAGCCCAGUGCCUAGUGUCUGUGCCGCCCACGAGGCAGAGUCUGAGGAAGCUGAAGCAGAGGUUCCCCAGUCAAUCGCAGGCCACUCUGCUGAGCAUCUUCUCCCAGGAGUACCAGAAACAUAUUAAAAGAACACAUGCCAAACAUCAUACUUCCGAAGCAAUUGAAACUUAUUACCAGAGGUACCUGAGUGGAGUGGUGAAAGAUGGAGCUGCCCCAGUGCUUCUGGAACUGGCCAAUGAGAUGGACUAUGCACCCUCAUUAAUGGCUCGGAUUAUACUAGAGAGAUUUCUACAGGAGCAUGAGGAAACUCCACCCUCCAAGUCUGUUAUAAAUAGUAUGCUGCGGGACCCUUCUCAGAUUCCAGAUGGAGUUCUAGCAAAUCAGGUCUAUCAGUGCAUUGUGAAUGACUGUUGUUAUGGACCACUGGUGGACUGCAUCAAACAUGCCAUUGGCCAUGAGCAUGAAGUCCUGCUGAGAGACCUGCUUCUGGAGAAAAACCUAUCCUUCCUAGAUGAAGAUCAGCUCCGGGCAAAGGGUUAUGACAAAACUCCAGAUUUUAUUUUGCAAGUACCAGUUGCUGUAGAAGGACACAUAAUUCACUGGAUUGAAAGCAAAGCCUCAUUUGGUGAUGAAUGUAGCCACCACGCCUACCUGCAUGACCAGUUCUGGAGCUACUGGAAUAGGAGCUGCAGUAGCUAUCAUGUGACCAUGAGGAAAAGGAUGGGAAACCAACAGAGCUACUGAACCUGGAUCAGCACUGCCAAACUUCUCUGAUUUCAACUGUCACUCCUUCUGUGUGUUGUUUCUUACACCCCAAAACAUUCCUAACUGAAAUUAGAAACUGUAAUUCUUAGAGCUAUGUUCCUAGUAGUUUCCUAGUCUCUCACUGUAUUGUGAGAGAGAAAUGCUUACAAUAACUAACAAAGUUACUGAUUAGUCAAGAGAUUUUCAAAAACACUGAUCCUAAGCAAUCAUGGUACUAAUAUAGAAGUUUAUUACUCUUGAAAUAGAACGACGUUGAGUUUGACAUUACCAUGCACAAGGAUCCAAGUAAAGACCCCAUCCCCACCUGCAAAGGAGGGAAGUUUCAUGAGCAUUGAAGCAGUGCUGCCAGUGUCUCUUCUCCUCUUCUUCAUCUCCCUUCCCCCUCUCUCUGGUUCUUUCUGAUAAAAAUAAAUUUUUAUGCUGAUUCUGCAUCAAAUCCAUCUGGUAGUAGAACCCUGUGAAAAUCUGAUAGGUGUCUAUGACAGUAUUAAAAUCUUGAACAGACAUGGAUAGUAAGAUCAGAAGGUAAACUGAAUCAAACAGAACAAAGUCACCCCCACCUACACACACACUUCUUUGGAGAACUAUCCAGAAAAGAAACUCUUAUCCAGAUGUAUAAUUGUUUUGGGAUAACCCUCUCCACCUUUCUCUCCAUUCCAUACCCUCCACAAAAUAGCACCAUGUUCACUGAAUUACACAGUGGAUUGUAUUAGUCAAAUGUCCUCAGUUCUUUGUCAGCACAUCUAAAAUUUUAUGACAACCAGGUGCCUACUCACAGGACACUUAAUAAUCACCUAAUUCAACCAGCUAUAACUAACUAUGAAAGUAAAUGUAGGGGAGUCAGGUGGUAGUGCAUCAGAUUAUGUGCACAUGGCAAAAGUGCAAGGAUCAGAGUAAGGAUCCCAGUUCAAGUCCCUGCCUCCCGACCUGCAGGGGAGUCACUUCACAAGCAGUGAAGCAGGUCUGCAGGUGUCUAUCUUUCUCUCUCCCCCUCUCUGUCUUUCCCUCCCCUCUCCAUUUCUCUCUGUCCUAUCUAACAAUGAUGACAUCAACACUAAUUACAACAACAAUUAAAAAAACAAGGGCAACAAAAGGGAAAAUAAAUAUUAAAAAAAUAAAUUGAAAGAAAGAAAGAAAGAAAGAAAGAAAGAAAGAAAGAAAGAAAGAAAGAAAGAAAAAAGGUAGGCCCUAUUCAAUAAGAUCAGCAGAACUUGUCCCAAAGGCUCCCUGGUUUCCAUCCAGAUUCCACUCUCACAAGUUCUGGGUCAACAGCUUAACUGGCCACUUGGUGGGUCAAUUGUCUCAUCAGUAACAAUGGCAAUGAUAUGUUCCUUCUACAUAUAAAUUGUAAUGAUUAAAGUACUUGCUGUAUGUCUAGUGCUUAUAGAAGAUCCUGGUCCGGGAGUCAGGCUGUUGCACAGCGGGCUAAGCACAGGUGGCGCAAAGUGCAAGGACCAGUGUAAGGAUCCCGGUUCGAGCCCUGGCUCCCCACCUGCAGGGGAAUCGCUUCACAGGUGGUGAAGCAGGUCUGUAGGUGUCUAUCUUUCUCUCCCCCUCUCUGUCUUCCCCUCAUUUCUCCAUUUCUCUCUGUCCUAUCCAACAAUGAUGACAACAAUAAUAAUAACUACAACAAUAAAACAACAAGGGUGACAAAAGGGAAUAAAUAAAUAGAUAUAAAAUUUAAAAAAAAAAGAAGAUCCUGGUUCCUAGUAAACACUCAAGAAUGUUUUGUAUUGGCAUGGGAGAUAGAUGGUGACUUAGCCAGUAGAGCACCACAUGUUAUAAUAUGAACUCUUGGUCCCUGGAGGAGAUCCCUUGAAGAAGCAUCACAAGUGGUAGAGCAGUAUGGCAAGAGUCGCCUCUAUUUCUCUUUCUCUCUCCCUCUCUAUCUCUCACCAUCUAUAAAAAAGAAAUAA
Erinaceus europaeus (western European hedgehog) is the source of this 2932-nucleotide messenger RNA. RefSeq names its product CDAN1 interacting nuclease 1 (gene CDIN1). Bases 219 to 995 code for a protein of 258 amino acids. Gene Ontology annotation, biological process: erythrocyte differentiation. The record is from RefSeq and is a predicted model, not a curated record. Gene Ontology annotation, cellular component: nucleus; cytoplasm. NCBI's taxonomy places the organism in Eukaryota, Metazoa, Chordata, Mammalia, Eulipotyphla, Erinaceidae. The transcript is spliced from 11 exons.